AGAAAUGUUAAACGUCACCUAAAUUCCCGCGCUUCUCCACUUCUCUACUUCUCUACUUCUCAGAUGGAGCAUCAUCCUCGUUAUCUUUCUCUGCAAAAGCUUUAAUUCUCACUCAAUAAUUAAAUACCUACACGCCCUUCUCUCUCUCUCACACACACACAUCAAUCGAAAUGCAGUUUCCAUGUCUCGACGCGUGUAAGAACUUCGCGAGUUCUCAAUCAUUUCUAGGGUUUCGUAAUCGUGACCACUCAUCCUUCUCGAGCUCUUUGGUUGUCUUCUCCGAUCGAAAUCCUUCUUGUGGCUUCUCCUGUAGUUUUAAUGGAGAAAAAGGAAAGGCUAAAGGAGGGGAGAAGCCGAGGAAAAACGGUGGUCGCGAAAGGAUGAACGUUAAAGAGAAAGAUAAUGUGUGGAGUGUCGACAACAAGCUUGCCAAGGCGGCAGAAAUGGCAGAGAAGGAUAAAUUGAGUCGGAGGAGGAGGAAAGGGAGGAGAGUUAAGAAUUUUGGGAAGAGGAAUACGAGUUCUAGGGUUAUGGUUUCUGAAGCUAUGUUAAUGGAGGUCGAAACCGUUUUGCAGACGCAGGAACCUGUUAUCAAACCGGCUUGGAAUACUUUUGUAAGUAGUGUAAGUGGAAUAUGGAAGGGAAUUGGAGCAGUAUUUUCUCCCAUUACUGCUGAGAUGGAGCCAGUUGAACUUGGAAACAAAAAUGAAUACCUCUAUGACUGCUACACUCUUUCCCACAUUGAACCCGUGCAGUCCACUUCAGGAGGGCAUCGUCCUCAAAUCAGAAGAAAAAUAAAUUGGGUGACUUUGAAUCCCCAUGGUGAAAUAAAGCAACAGGCAGGAGGCAGCAGCAGAAGGACAGAAGCUGGUAGAGAUAGAGAUGGCUCUUCUUCCAUGAAGGAAGCUGUUCACAUGAGUGGGUUUAAUCAUGAUUUGCCUGCAUUUGAAUCAAUUGACUUUGGGACGAGUGAUGUGAUGGAAGAAGAUUUCAUGGGUGUGGAGCCUGGUCUUGUUUUCUUUGAGGACGGAUCAUAUUCUAGAGGUCCGGUCCAUGUACCAGUUGGAGAAGCAGAUGACUCCACAUACUUCCUUUCUCCCACAUUCAAGUUUGAACAGGGCAAGCCUAUGGUGCAACCGUUAAGUUGUGCUAUUGCAACAUGUUGGCCACACGUUCUAAACUUGGAAACAGCCUCUCUUGCGAUGGAGGGGGUAAGGCCGUUUAAAGGAUGUCACAAAAGACUGCGUAUUGUGCACACCAUAGAAUUCAAAAAUGGGGGUUCAGAUAUUCAGAUUCUGAGAGUCGCUGUAUAUGAAGACCAGUGGAUCAGUCCUGCUGCUCUCGACUACCAAAGUGAUGAUCCGGAGUUAGAGCUGAAACCAUUUUCUCAGCGGAAACGAACCCAGCCAUCGGAUUUAACUGGACCUUGGAAGGUUUUUGAAGUUAGUGCAACUCCUAUCUUUGGGGAUGACACAGAGAUUGAAGAAGGCAAUGGUGUACCAUAUGUGUAUCUCUGCACAGAAACAUUGAAAAAGAGGAGCCUGCCCGAGAAUCCUGUCCACUUUGGGGAGGAAGAGAUGCUAGACAUGCAGGAUGUGACUGUACUCUGGUUGCCAGGUGGUGUUACUGGGUAUGUUGAUGUUAGCAAGGAUGGAAUUCUGUGCAUUGGAGUAGGGUGGUACUCAGAGGAAGGAAUCAAUCUUGUUAUGGAGAGGGAUUAUGGGAUGGAUGGGAUGCUCAAAGAGGUCCGAUGGAAAUCUGAGGUGAAGAGAAGGUGGUCAGACCCAUUACCUGUGUAAAAGUAGCCUUUUCCCUUUUUGCUUUCUCAUGUCUGGAAAUAUGGUGGCUGAUAAUGUUUGUAUGUUGAUCAAAUGGUAAAGGAAAACAUAAAAUAGAACCUAGAGUUAUCCUGAUAUUAAGAAUUGUAAAGCCAAUUUUUGCAGCUUUUGCACCAGUUCUGCAUUACUUGUACUGAUUUACUCGUAUCUAGUUUUGAAUAGUGCUCACAGUA
Macadamia integrifolia is the source of this 2011-nucleotide messenger RNA. RefSeq lists its product as uncharacterized. The transcript has 6 exons. The record is from RefSeq and is a predicted model, not a curated record. Bases 171 to 1799 code for a protein of 542 amino acids. Lineage: Eukaryota; Viridiplantae; Streptophyta; Magnoliopsida; Proteales; Proteaceae.